This is a messenger RNA of Pestalotiopsis fici W106-1, 1179 nucleotides long. RefSeq lists its product as uncharacterized. The coding region runs from base 1 to 1179 and encodes 392 amino acids. The transcript has 4 exons. NCBI's taxonomy places the organism in Eukaryota, Fungi, Ascomycota, Sordariomycetes, Amphisphaeriales, Sporocadaceae. The record is from RefSeq and is a predicted model, not a curated record.
AUGGCGGAUAAUGACAAUCUGGGACCGGGGCUCCGCGCCGCUGCCUCCACAUUCUUUGCGCUCGCGGCUGUGACUUUAUUUCUACGAUGUUACGUGCGGUUAAGGAUGUCAAAAGCGUUUGGGUGGGAUGAUUGGUUCAUGGUCCUCUCAACGAUAUUUUAUGCUCUCAACACAUCAACUUGCUUGGCAGGUGUAGCACAUGGAACAGGACAACAUUACUGGAAACUGCAACCAGCAGACCUAUCUGCUGCUACAAUGUUUUGGUGGUACUGCUACCUAUCCUAUGCAUGGAGCAUGAUAUUUUCGAAAGCCUCGAUCGCCGUCUUCCUCAUGCGAAUCACCCCAAAUCGACGCCACCGAAUGGUUAUCUACUGUGCCCUCGGCGUAUCGAUAUUCUGUGGCCUGGUAUUUUUCUUUGUUGCCUUAUUCCAGUGUACUCCAGUCUCCUACUUUUGGACACGAGCUGGAGCUGGCUCGUGUCUAUCGAUCGACGUCAUUAUCAACGUUGUAUACGCGUACAGCGCCCUUUCAAUCAUUACCGACUUUACCUUUACCCUCCUGCCCGUCUAUCUGGUGUGGAACCUGCAAAUGGACAAGAGAACAAAGUUUGCCUUGAUACCCAUUCUCAGCAUGGGUUGUGUUGCGAGCUGCGCAGUGGCUGUACGAAUGGCAUAUCUGGAGAAUUUUAGAAGCAACGACUUUUUAUACUCAACAACCGACAUUGCCAUCUGGUCUCAGAUUGAGAUGGGACUGGCCAUCUCCGCAGGUAGUUUGGCGACACUUCAGCCGCUAAUGAAAAUGACACUUCGCAAACUCGGAUUCACGGGCUCAGGGGACAGUGAACAAACACCAUCAUCAGCUGGACUCCGAACCUUUGGCCAAGGAAGUAACAAGAGCUCCUUUAGUCGCAAGACGCCAAAGAGUCUCUUUAGCAUGACGACUUUUACGAGAAUGGACGAGGAAACCGAGGAGGAGCAAACUAUCGUCGUUGCGGACAAGGACGACGUUGAGCUCGGAGCGCGGCCCGGAACCAGAGUGAGUCUGCGCAACGACCCACACGACUAUCGGGUCAAGGUCAAGACCACCAACAGCGACGGAAGCAAGUGGGCGCGGACUCUCGGUGAGACUGAAGAAGAUGUACAAGGAAUCACCAAGAAGACGAGCUUUCAAGUAGUAUAA